Messenger RNA from Eutrema salsugineum, 1149 nucleotides. RefSeq lists its product as uncharacterized. The record is from RefSeq and is a predicted model, not a curated record. Lineage: Eukaryota; Viridiplantae; Streptophyta; Magnoliopsida; Brassicales; Brassicaceae. The transcript is spliced from 2 exons. Bases 428 to 934 code for a protein of 168 amino acids.
CUGCACAUUCUCUCUCCCUCUCUCUCUAAAAGUCUAAUUUUUUCCCAAAAAAAAUUGGGUUCUUUCUUUCUUCUGAAACGAGCUUCGUGUGUUUUUACGAAUUACCAGGGUUUAUUUCCGUAAACAAGGGUAAAUUUUUAAGUUGAUAUCAAGAGAAACCAAAGAAAGAAAGAAACGUUUAUUUUGUGUGUUUUUUAAUUUACUGUUUCUGCAAUGGUUUUGUUUUGUGAAAUUUUUCUUGGAGAAGAAGGGUUAGAAGACGGAGAGUGGAAAAACGAAAGAUAACUCUUCAAGAAAAUCCAAUAAAACACAGUUAUUUCUUUUUAAAAUCUUUCCUCUGUUUCAGAAAACAGAGACAAACGAGAAGAUCAUUAGCAAAUUGCGUUGCUUUCUCAUCUCCUUUCUCCUGGGUUUAAAUCGAGAAACCAUGACUACAAGUCUACUAAGCGAUCCAACGAUGCUAAUUUCAACACCAGAGGUGAUGAUCGUCUCGCAUCAGCCAUCUCCGUCGUCGACGACACAAGUAUCCGGCGACGAGCCAGAGCCGGUGACGUGUGAUUGCUGCGGAUUAACCGAGGAGUGUACACAAUCUUACAUAGAGAUGAUCAGAGAGCGUUACAUGGGGAAAUGGAUCUGUGGACUCUGUUCUGAAGCCGUGAAGUACGAGGUUAUAAGAACAAAACGCUUGCUAACUACAGAGGAAGCCAUGGCAAGACACAUGAACACGUGCUACAAGUUCAAAUCCUCAAGCCCACCUCCUAAUCCAACCGGACAUUUGAUCUCUGCUAUGAGACAGAUCUUGAGAAGAAGCUUAGAUUCUCCAAGGAUGCUUAGAUCAAUGCCUAGUAGUCCUUCUAAAGACGAAGAUGAUGAUGAUGCUUGUGUUUCAAAUGUUUUGUCUAGGUCGGAUAGCUGUUUCGCCAGUUUGACUUGAAAAACUCAUCGUUGCAAGAAAAAGAAAAAAAGUUUAAACCGGUGGCAACCGUCGGUUUAGCGACCACCACCUGGAAAGAAUCCGGUUUUCUGAUUGGAAAUUUUCGUCAGUAACCAAAAUUGGUCUCUGUAUGUGUUUUCUUGCCGGAUUUGUGUACCUGUGGAAAAUUUUGGGCUAAAUGCUUUAAAAGAACAAUUUGCUCGGUUUCUUUUUUA